Cavia porcellus (domestic guinea pig) is the source of this 2252-nucleotide messenger RNA. It is a transcript of the gene Dynlt3, whose product is annotated as dynein light chain Tctex-type 3. Gene Ontology annotation, cellular component: cytoplasmic dynein complex; cytoplasm. The record is from RefSeq and is a predicted model, not a curated record. The coding region runs from base 97 to 447 and encodes 116 amino acids. NCBI's taxonomy places the organism in Eukaryota, Metazoa, Chordata, Mammalia, Rodentia, Caviidae. Gene Ontology annotation, biological process: microtubule-based movement. The transcript is spliced from 5 exons. Gene Ontology annotation, molecular function: dynein intermediate chain binding.
GGCUAUAAAAGGGGGCGGGGCCUCCCCGGAGGCCACUGCGCGGCCGCGGAGCUCGACAGGCGCGUUGCUCCGCCCCCGGUGAGAGUCGGAGCCACCAUGGAGGAGUACCACCGCCACAGCGACGAGGUAGGCUUCAAUGCUGAUGAGGCCCACAAUAUCAUCAAAGAGUGUGUGGAUGGGGUGUUAGGAGGUGAGGAUUACAAUCAAAAGAAUAUCAAUCAGUGGACUGCAAGCAUAGUGGAGCAAACACUUGCACAUUUGGUUAAGCUGGGGAAAGCUUACAAAUACAUUGUGACUUGUGCAGUGGUCCAGAGGAGUGCAUAUGGCUUUCACACAGCCAGCUCUUGCUUUUGGGACACCACAUCUGAUGGAACCUGUACCGUAAGAUGGGAAAAUCGAACCAUGAACUGCAUUGUCAAUGUUUUUGCCAUUGCAAUUGUGCUGUGACCGUCGAAAAAUAUUGGGCUAAAGCCAUUAACUUACGAAUUUGUCAGUGUAUCCUUUCCAAAAAGAAUAAUACUUAUUACUAUGUUAGAAGACAAGUGUGUAAUAUGCUUCAAAGCUAUCGACUAAAUCUAUUAUAAGCAAGUAAUCUCAGUGUGUUAACAGAUUAUCUCAUAUUCAUUAAAAUAGGAAACAUUAACAUAGGAAAAAUUAAUAUUAUAAUAAAAUAAAUGGAGAAAUAUGGCAUGACAAAAAAUAAAAUCUUAUAUUUACACCAGCUUUUCACUAACCUUAUUAUGUACCUAAGGAGACAAGAAAAUCUAUUCAGAAAACAACAUGAUCUUUCAGCUACACAAUUUCCCGGAAAUAAAUAUGUGACCAAAAAAGCUACAAGGAAAGAUGUGGAGAAAUGAUAAGAAUUAACUAACACCUCUUAAGUUUUUUUUUUUAUUUCUUAUCCUUACUUAAUUGUGUAUAAUAUUCAGUGAAAAGUAAUUCUCUUCUUUUUUCUACAACUAAUGUUAUAGUAUGAAGUGAUUGACUUGUUCACUUUUUCUGAGAAAUGAUGAAUGAAUUUUUAAAAAAAAAAUCAAUUUCUCAGAUUUAUACUUGAAGUUGAAUUAAAUCUGAUAACCUGAAAUUCCUGAUUAAGCAAAAUUAGUUAUACCAUAUGAUGAACAGUAUGUGAUUCAGACAACUGCCUUAUAAUCCACUCAUCCAUGUGAAAGAAACAUCGGAUGCCUGUGUGAACGUAUUUCUCUGUUAGGCAUUACAGUUAUCAAUGUGUUGUUCAAAUACAAGUUCCUUUUGGCAGCUGUUCAGUUGAAGAACUAGCACUUUUGUUUAGGGGAAGAAAAAAAGAGGUUAUUUAUAAGAAAGCAGAAAAGUCUGGCUGUCCACAAAGGAGUUAGCAAAAUGAAAAGCACUUACUGGUGACAGAAUUAUGAACAUAAUUUUAAGAGUUGUAUCUAGCAAAUUAAAAAUGCAUUAAAUAUGCAACUCUUAGUUAAAGGCCUUAUUAGUAGUCUUAACUAUACAAGUAGUGAAUUUUAUCAUUGUUUUAGUUACAACCAUUUGUAAAUAAUUUUAAAAACUUAGAGGGACUGUAAAUUGGAAGGAGUAAAGUCUAAAAUACAAAUAUACAAUCAUUAGCAAGCUAUCUAAUAUCUCAGGGCUUAAGAACUAUUUUUAAAUUUAUUAAGAGAAUAAAAGAUAAAAGAUUAGGGUACACAGCUGGCCACCAAGUGCGAAGUCAAUCUGGUAUUUAACCUUGAAAGCAAAAUCAAUCUUGCAUAUUACCAUUAACAAUAUAGUGGAGACUAGAAUCAUCACUUACUUUUUUUUGAGGCAUCAUCUCACAGUGUAGCCCAGACUGGCCUGGAACCCACAGCAAUUUGCCUGCCUCAGCCUCCUGAGCUGUUCAAUUUUUGGAGAAAAGAAAAGCUUAGUAUUAGUCUUGAGGAUAUUAAGGAAGUAUUAUUGUAGGAGUGCUAUUUGUGUGCUUGUGAAUAACAGUAAUUGUUCAACAUUUAAGAAAAAGAUUAAGAAAAUAAAAGUAUAGAAUUUAAUACAAUGACCUGUGUUUUGGAUGCAGCAAAAAUUUUCAGCCAUUACCUUUAUGUUACCUCAUGCUGCUCAGGCUUUGGUGCUCCUGGAGAUUAUAAUAGUGACCAAAAUAUCUGCAUAGUUAAGACUCAUUUUUGAUUGUUUUUGAAGCCUGGUUUCAAAAAAUCAAAUUAUACCUCGUGAGCUUGCUCUCUGCUCUGUUUCUAGUUACAACAUAAUAAAGAUUAUCUUUCUGUACUGUA